AAGAGAGAUGAGAGGGGAGAGAGAGGUGGCAUGAAGCCAACAGCGAGGACAGGGGAAAAGUUGUGAGAUAGCCGGACGACGAGCAGGGAGAGGAUUCAGCUUCACCGGGGCUCUCCUGCUGUCUCUCUGUCUCUGUCUUCCUCCUUGUCUCCCCCCUCUCUCCUCUCUAAUUGUCUCUCAUCCUGCCUGGCGCUGCAAUGUGGCUGUCUCUGCAGUGAAAGUGCUGGCUGGCAGAGUCUCCUUGAGUGAACCCUGACUGUGCGCAGUGAGCGUUUGCUGCUCUGCCUGUCCACACUGACUCAGCUGAGCAGGCAGCCGGCAGGCCCCUGACUGAGCACCGGCUGCAGCAGAAGGAGUGCUGUUGGGACUCUGAGGCAGGCUGUAGCUGCAACACUGGGACCAUUCACUCAGAAAGCAGCUUCCAGGUUCAAUCCACUUGUACUGAAGGAUAUCAUACUAGCAAGCAGAGCCAGGCCUGGAUCCUGCAGCACCAUUUGUUCUGGAGCAGAUUUGGCUUCCAUGGAGGUCCGGUGGGUUGGGGUUGAACCCCAGAGGCUGGGCCCUCCAUACUCGACCACUGGCCUGAUCUUCUCUGUGCUGUUUGGCCUGUGGUCUGCUCAGGCCCUUGAAAUCAGGGUGGGGAAGAUUCCCUUUCUUGAGGCAGUGAACGGCAGCACAGUCAAGCUGCCUUGCUCAUACUACAGCUGUAUUGGCAUUGAAAACCUCUACUUUAACUGGCAGUUCAACAACAACGGCACCAUGGAAAAGGUGUGCGACUCGACCAUACGGGCAGAUGGCGUGGUGCCUGACGUGAAAAUAUAUCGAGAGCGGGUGGAGUUUGUGGGGAAUCCGAAGGACCCUGAAGACAACCUCUCCAUCUUGCUGCGAAACAUCACCUUCGAGGACGGAGGCAACUACACUUGUUUUGGACGCAAUCCCAAAGAGAAGUUCAAGAACCACAGCGCCAUUUUCCAUCUCAUUGUGGUGGAUGAGCUGAAGGUGGUGGACAACACGGUGACCAUCAUGAUCGCCUCAGCUGUGGGUGGAGCCAUCGCGCUGCUCAUGGGCUUCAUGUUGCUCAAGAACUUCACUCUCUUUGUACUUGCCAAGCUUGAGGAGAAAAAUAAGGAGUGCCUUGUUACUUCGUCAGGGAUCGACAACACAGAAAAUGGCCUCUCAGGAACCAAAGCUGAUUCAAAGCCGACACCAAAAAAGAAAUGAGACGAUGCAUGCAGAACGACAUGAGUACUCAUAUUUAUAUACAUUCUUUGCAUAUAUUUGUAUAUGCACAUGUGUUUGCACAUAUUCAGAUUCAUUACUUUCAAGCUGGGAUCUUAUUAACUCUGGCUGUGGCCUUGAAAGGGGGUUAUAGCCAUGUGCAUACAGUACGCAAUAUGUGCACUAUGCAGUAACUGUGCAGAUGAUAUACAACUUCAGACAGUGCAAAUCACGAGUGCAUACAUAAUUAUUUGAUUCAUUGUUUUCAUAUAGAUGCAUAAUUUACCAGAUGGGAUUAUUGCAUCUACCAGAGAUGUUUCAGGUUGACUUAUUUAGGACGUCCUAACAACAAUGAAGCCUGCUAACAGUUAAACAUUUAGACAUGUAAUGUUAGCAUAUGAUCUUACUUAAUGACUUGAGACAAGGUGGUACAGAAAGCAGACAUAUUAAAUUAUUAUUGCUAUUAUUCCCAAGUUGUCUCUAUGGAACUUGCAAUCCAUUAUAUAUACAAACUGCUUCUGGAACAAAAUGAAGGAAGCACAGAGACUGUAGUAACACAACAAGAGGACAGAAGACAUAUAUUCACCGCUUUUAUGGGUUCUGUAAGGAGUGUAGAUGUCAUUCAAUCUACUGGUGAAUAUUUGGUCAUUUUAAUCAGUACCUGUAUCAAAGUCAUCAUCUUAUAUCAGAUGUGGAGGAAGAAUUCAGAUCUUAAGUAAAAGUACUGCUGGUGCAGUGUAAAUGCUGUUACAAGUAAGUGCUGCAAAUUUAUGUUUCAUUGAAAUGGCAUAAGAAUGAGCUUCAAAAUUCAAUUUAAGCACCAGAAAUACUCAGCAUGCAGAAUGGCACAUUUGUAGUUUAUUGAUACAAUUAUGCGGUCAUCACGUUGAGCUUCACAGCUAGAAGGUUCAAAUCUGAUGGUCACUUUGGGCCUUUCUGUGUGACUUUGCAGGCUCUCCAACAGUACACAGACAUGCAUGGCAGGUUGUUAUGCUCUACAGAAUCAGCUGGCAAACUGAAUUGCUCUGGUAUGAACUGGCACCCUGUCCAGAAUGUACCUCACCUCUUGCCACAAAUGUCAGCUGACAUAGGCUUCAGCCUUCCACUGGAUAAAAGAGACAUAAUUAUUGGAUGGAUUUCAUAUUUCUAACCUAAAUCUGCAAAAAUACCUGCAUCUAAAGCUAUCAAAUAAAUGUAAUUAGGCAAAGCAUACACUGUUUGACUCUAGUAGAAGUAAAGUGAGGAGAUGAUUGAAAUAUUAAAGUACAAGUUACUUAAAAUAGUCCUUUAGUGUGGUCCUUGAGUAAAUGUACUUAGUAACUCAAGCAGUUAAACAAAAUGUACUUGUUCAACGUAAUUAACUUUAACUUAAUUGUUAACCUGUCAACACACUUUUCUCCGUUUUUGUGUUUGUACUUUGACCAUGAGGUUUUACUUUAAAUACACAAUAGAGACUCAAUUUUUUUUUUUUUAAAGUAGUGUAGUGCAGGUCCUAAUUGGUCAUGUCAGCCAUGAUUACUAAUGCAAGUGUAAGCCAAGUGAAUACAGACUUCUUUAUGAUCACUAAACAAGCUGAACAACUCUGUUUUUUUCUCAUUGGAUGAAAAACAAGUGAUGCGCACACUUUAUUAUAUUAUGGGGAUCAUUUAAUUUGCUUAUCCAUGUUAUUAUACAGGGCUGCAGAGUGGCUUGGUGGUUAGCAUUUUUGCCUUGAAGCUAGAGGAUAACUGGUUCACGUCCCCAUCUUCCCGAGAUCUUUCUGCAUGGAGUUUCCAUGUUCUCCCUGUGUAUGUCUGGGUUUUCUCCAGGUACUCCAGCUUCCUCCCACAGCCCAAAAACAUGCUGAUGUUAACUGGUGAUUCUAAACUGCCCGUAGGUGUCAAUGUGAGUGUGGUUGUUUGUCUCUAUGUGUAGCCCUGUUAUAGACUGGUGACCUGUCCAGGGUGUCUCCUGUCUUCACCCUAAGUCAGCUGGAAUAGACUCCAGCCUCCCUGCAACCCUAAUGAGAAUUAAACAGUGUAUAGAUAAUUGAUGGAUGUUCUUGUACAUGUAUAUGUGGGCUGAUCUCUCAAAGGACUCUCUAAAGUUGUAUAUCAUUAAGUACAGUUGUGCACUGUUUGUAACUGAUAUACUGAUAUGUUAAUUAAUGUCUGUUGCCACAGCCAGAGUACAAAAAAAGUCUUUGACUGUUUUCCAUCUGAAGUCAAAACUAAAAUACUUUUUUGUUUAAGUGCUUGAAACAGGGAAAAUAUAAUAUAAUUCUAGCUGGGCUGAACCCUCCUGUGACUAACAUCAAAUUCAUAAUAAGUAGUUCUAUGACAACGCUACCGGUCUAUUUGCAAUCAUUUAUUCUUCAAACGGCUGUACUAAACAAAUGGAGAUUUACUAACUCAGUAACCGCACUGACAGAUAAUCAUAGGAUUCAGCCCAGUUCUUCAUCCUGAACCUUCUCUUUGCUUGACAUAAAACACAGGUGCCUGUUCGUGCUUCUCUGCUCCUCUGUCAGUUAGGACAGCAACGUAUUGCAAAACAGUUUGUAAAACUCAGCAAACAGAAACAACACACCGAGCUUCUGAAGUGAAACAAUAGACAAUCCCCUGAAACAACCCCCUACCCCCUAGAAAAACAUGAAUGACCCUCAGAUGCUGCUGCUUUUAGGACAAAUAACUAAUGCAUUAUAAGCAUGUGCAACACGAGCCAGAUUUUAGACAUAAUGCUUGAAAACAGACACACUUUUUGGAAAUACGUGUUCUAAUAUACUAACGCUGGUAGCAUCAGCUCUGAGGUUAUCUGUAAAUCCCAUUUUAUGCCAUGCUAAUUUCACUGUGCUAACCCUAGCUAAGGCUAAGCACUAGUUUGGUGACCCUGGAUACUGUAUGCCUGGAUCAGACUUUACAUAUUAUCUUUGCUUCGUAUGUGCCUCUUCAUGGAAAUGGCUUUUUUCUCUUAAAAACUGAAAAACAUUCAUUUAAUUAGUGUUUAACUCUUCGCAAUAAAUAAUUCUCUGCUGCACUGCAGUGGAAACGAUGAACCUGGUUGCCCUGCACAUGCAUACAGCAAACCAUGAAUUACAGUUUAAAUGACGAUGGGAGCAGGUCUCAGAUAGCAGGCUGAGUAGGGGGGCUGUAGUUCGAGUGUAUAUGCUGCUCCAGCAGGGAAUAAGAGAAGCGAUGCUCUCGUUGUCGCCCUCUGAUUGUGCCAAACAGGGGUGAUUCCUACUGAGUGUCACAAUAGGAGAUGAAUGUAUCCGCAUCAAACUCAGCGAAACAGUAAAAUGCAGUGUUAAGCAUUUACAGUAUACAUCUGUUGCACAUUCAAGACACUGAAUGUCUGGCUUUAAAUAGAAAUACCUCUGGAGGGUGAGACAGAUGUGUGUGAUUAAACACUGUGUGGCCAUCAACAUGUGUUGAAUAUGAGAGUACUGUCCAGUGAAGUGUGUAUUUCUGAAACUCACUGUUAUGUUAAUGAUAAUGUGCCUCUAGUCUUUAAACACUGGCUUGAAGCAAUAUAUUACGAAGACUGUGUGUUAUUGAAUUAGAUGUCUAUUUUGUGUAUGUAAAAUACUAAUCGCUGUUGGUUUGUCACAUUUUUCAUCCAGGUAAGAGGAAACCAAACAGCACACAUGAGGAAAUUGUGAGAUCCUGUUGAAUUCUACCAUUAGAUACUCAAAGCAAUGUGGAGCCUGUUGAACAUUAGAUGGAAACAGAUCAGUGUUAAAGAAAUAUUUUGGAAAAUAA
Messenger RNA from Acanthochromis polyacanthus (spiny chromis), 4955 nucleotides. RefSeq names its product sodium channel, voltage-gated, type IV, beta b (gene scn4bb). Lineage: Eukaryota; Metazoa; Chordata; Actinopteri; Pomacentridae. The record is from RefSeq and is a predicted model, not a curated record. Gene Ontology annotation, biological process: regulation of sodium ion transmembrane transporter activity; regulation of ventricular cardiac muscle cell membrane repolarization; cardiac muscle cell action potential involved in contraction. The coding region runs from base 520 to 1221 and encodes 233 amino acids. The transcript has 6 exons. Gene Ontology annotation, cellular component: membrane; voltage-gated sodium channel complex. Gene Ontology annotation, molecular function: transmembrane transporter binding; sodium channel regulator activity.